Molecule: messenger RNA, 1805 nt
Organism: Cydia pomonella (codling moth)
Lineage: Eukaryota; Metazoa; Arthropoda; Insecta; Lepidoptera; Tortricidae
Product: zinc finger protein 391-like
Exons: 12
Coding region: 158-1324 (388 amino acids)
Biological process (GO): regulation of transcription by RNA polymerase II
Cellular component (GO): nucleus
Molecular function (GO): DNA-binding transcription factor activity, RNA polymerase II-specific; zinc ion binding; RNA polymerase II transcription regulatory region sequence-specific DNA binding
Source: RefSeq, a predicted model, not a curated record
UGUCUGCAUGCGAUCUCGGAUUCCACAUUUGUUUUGUUAUUGUAAUUUUAUAAAACCCAAGAGUUUCUUAAAGCUAUUGAUAGGUAUUAUUGUGAGACGCCAUUCAAAUAAAUUUGUAACUUAGUAAAAUUUGUAUGUGUAAGAUUUAUUUCCUAAGAUGGAAAUCCGUUUGGAAGACUUCAACCGUUGUUGUCGCUGCUGCCUUGCGAUGGUGGAUGCAAUGAAACCUAUAUUUGGUGCUUGUCUCAAUGAUAUGCUUACAACAUUAAUGAGCUUUCAGAUAGCACAGAAUGAUGGAUACCCGCAGCAAAUGUGCUCCCAAUGUGUUCGCAGACUGAGCUCUUCUUACACUUUCUACACCAUGGUGAUGAGAAGCCACAAGACUUUAGAAGAAAUAUUAAAGACAGCUGAGAAAAAUGGAGAAUUAUCCGCUUCAACAGAAUGCCAGGAACAAAGAAAAGAGAAAGUAUACACUGAAAUAGAAAAAAUAGAAAAAACUACACCACUGAAAAGUUAUGUGCAGAAGAAAGUGGCUUGUGAUCUAAAUUUUAAUACAAAAACAAUGGCUGCAAAACCGAACACGCCUAUAAUAUCGGACUCUGAAAAUAGUGAGAGCCCAUCUGAUAAAGAAGACUAUUAUCACUGUUCACAGUGUGAACAUACUUCAAAGAACCAAGAGACUUUUGAGAUUCAUCUUCGAACACACCUUGUUGGACCUAAAAAUAUUUCCAAAGACCUAGACGUCUGCCUCCAACUAUGUAAUAUAUGUGGUGCUCGCUUUCGCUGGCGAACAUCACUGCACAAGCAUUUGAGGCGGCAUCGUGGCGGCCGACACAGGUGCGAGGUCUGCCAAAAAGUGUUUGCCGAGGCCUCCACUCUAAAUGUGCAUAUGGUGAGUCACAGCUUAAACCAAAAACCGUACCAAUGCAACACUUGCGGUCGCUCGUUCACUCAACAAUCCACCCUGAGGAAACACGCGCAGACGCACGAUGCCCGCUCCCAACUUAAAUGCAGCGACUGUGAGAAGAGUUUUCUGCAUAGAUAUUCAUUGCUGAGACAUCACGAAAACGCUCACUCGGCUAACGAGUGUCCGCUCUGCAGAGAAAUAUUUAGAGGUAAAAAGCUCCUCGAUGCACACAUGAAGCUUCAUAAAAAGGAGACGGACAGCCCACACACAGAAAUGUUGACAGAUAAUGAAAUGGUGACUGAAUCAAUAAAUAUUCAGACAGUUACGGUGGAAUUCCUGUGUCUAAUAUGCACUCAAAAGUUCCAAAGCAGAGAGAGUCUAGAGGUACAUAUUUGCGCUAAGGAUAAAAUCAGCUGAAGACUUGUGGCCGCUACGUUUAAAGAUAUACCGGGUGUUUCCUGUAACACGAGCAAAUAAUUAAACUAUAUAUUGCACUCCUAAAACGAUAUAACUUUUGAUUAACAACUUUUAAAAAUGAUGAAAUCUUUACAUUUUAACUUUUUCAUACAAAUUUAAUAUUAUUUUCAAUGUACGCUGACAUCAGUGUGUUUGACGUUGCUUGUCACGCUUUAAACAUAACAAAAUUCGCAAUACAUUGCGUCUUCGAAUUAACUUUAAUCUGUAAUAAAAAUCAAAACAUAAAUUAUUUUUCAAAGUUGUUGAACAAAUGUUGGUCAGUUUGAGGAGUUCAGCCUGCAGUUUAAUUUAUUGCUCCUGUUACGGGAAACACCCGGUAUAAUCUCUACUUCAACUAGAAACUUCUUUGUUAUUUAAGUACCUAAGGUUUGUGUUUUAAAUUGAAAUAAUAAAAAAUAUUUGGUAUAAUUUCUUUUGAUUA